Brassica oleracea var. oleracea is the source of this 631-nucleotide messenger RNA. RefSeq names its product MICOS complex subunit Mic10-like. The transcript has 3 exons. The record is from RefSeq and is a predicted model, not a curated record. The coding region runs from base 86 to 367 and encodes 93 amino acids. Lineage: Eukaryota; Viridiplantae; Streptophyta; Magnoliopsida; Brassicales; Brassicaceae. Gene Ontology annotation, cellular component: mitochondrial inner membrane; mitochondrion; MICOS complex.
GUGCAGCAAGCAAAACCGAGAAAGGGGGAAUCACAUUUGCUAACGGAAAGCACCAAACUCAUCCAGCAGAAUCAAAUCGGAGAAAAUGGGAGAGAAGAAGGAGACCGUGCCACCGGAAUACGAUGUCAACGCUAAGUGGGACGCGUGCAUCGAUCUCACGACCCGCCGUUUCGUCUACUCCUCCCUCGGCGGCGCCUUCGCCGGUCUCCUCUUCUUCAGGAGUCCUGUUACGAGAUGGGCGUCUAUUGCAUUUGGUGCUGGGAUUGGUAUUGGCUCUGCUUACACAGAUUGCUCUCGUGCUUUUGAUACACCUCCUGCGAUUGUAGCAGAGACUUCUUCUGUAUCUCAGGCAGCAGCAGAAGAGUAGAGAAGAGGAUGAUAAAGCGGCAAGUAAGUGAACCCAUGCGAAGAUCAGCAGGGUAUUCAGAAUCACACAAAUGAUUUGUUGAAAUGUUUCCUAAGCGUACCAAAGGGAUGAUGAGUCUUUUGAGAUUACUGCCAAAAAUGUAAAACCUUGAUUAUCUUUUAUUUAUUCUGUUAAUCGUUUUGAACAAAUUAACCUCUAAAAUGUUAUAUCAGGGCAUUCUAGUUGCAAUAAAAGAAACAACAAUAAUGGUGAUUUUGCUGAAUA